UAGAUCAGUGGAGUCAUCCAGUGAAGAGACUAGUUUUCGUAACGGUCUCAUACAAGAUACAUCUUUCCCAUGAAUUUAAUCAGGGACAACCAAAACAGAAACAAUCUAACCAGGAAGAUCAGAUGAAACUAUAUGUUGAUUCCACUCAUGAUCAAACAACGAUAGAGAGUGAUUUUUCUGAGGAUGGGAGUGGUGAUUUGUUUCAUUCUGAAACAGCACAAGACGUGGAAAUUGACAAGAUUCUGCCAUCUUCCCCACAGGCAAACCCAUCAGCAACACAACAAAAAGAAAAGUCGCAUCAAGAAAAUGCUGUUUUAUUGGACAAAAGAGACAGGCUUAUGAAGCCAUUGAUGGAAAACAUCAAAAAUGCUUCAAAUGGGACUUCACCAAAGGAGGUAGCUCGCAGUAGGACUGAAGGCGAAAUUUAUUCGGAUGAAAGAACUUUGCAGAAAGGUGACAAACACAGUAACUCUAUGCCAAAUAUACAACCACCGACUGUUCACAAUGAGAACGGAAAACGUCAUGUCGUAAUAAAAUACAAGAGGCAGCCCUACCCUCCCGAAGGGAGACCACUAAGUGCAAGUAUGGGAGCCUUCCGGUUCCGUAAGAUACAGGGCGUGUACGGCCAACUGAAGAAAGCCCAAUCUUCCGAAGACCUACGAGUUGAUGAAGGAACUGUUACUAAAGGUAGUGGAGAUGGCACUAUCAAGCAAAAUGAUGACAUCAGCAGCAAUUACACUAAGGAAUGUUUCGACACUGAUAUCCGAAAUAAAACUAAUCAAAAGUCAAGUUCAAAUCCACUUGCGGUCAACAAACCCACUACAAGAGAAAUUGUUACAAUACCUAAAAAGAUCAUGACCAAAAGGAAACCUGCUGCGCCACCUUUACUCAGAUUUACCAGUUAUAAAGUAGACGAUGACAUGAAUACGCCAUCCCUCUUUGAGUCUAGAAAACGUUCUACUGGUGUUGAAGGAUUUACAAAAGACAUCAACGUGGUUGGUCGUACUACCGAACCAAUAGGACAGUCAUAUUUAGAACCUCAUGACUACAGACAUAAUCCUGUAGAUUUAAGAGCCAAUACGGUCAGUUUGUCUCCGGGAGAACUAGCAUUUGCACAAAAGAUCUCUCCGGGGGAAAGAAAAAAUAUGCCGUCAUCCGAAAUGGAAAAGGUGGAAUACCCUGUUAUCGUCUCUUGUAACUCCAAACAACAGCUUCCUGAAUCGAAUAUUCCGAGAGUAGACUCUCAUUCACGAGAUAAAACAGUCAAAAAUUCAUAUUCUAAUACAGAAAUUGAACCAGGCUUGGUAUAUUCUGAAAAUCAACGAGAACCUGUACUUCACGGCAGUUUAAGUGGGUCUGCUGCCUCGGGAAGUUUUCUAAAAAAUGCGAUGAUUGAACGGAGAGUAGUAUUACCAUCUCGUUACAGCGUAAGAAGUCAAAAGGCUGACCCGUCUAGUCCAACUAAACCAGUACAAUAUGGAUCAACGUCUGAUCCAAGACCUCGGCAGCAGCUGGAAAACAAACUUCCUUUAAACAAAGACAUGUCCAGUCCAAUGUUGCUAUUUUCAAAAAGAACCUAUUCUCCGCGCGUUCAUCCAGCUUCAAAAAGGAUGAUGAUCAAACGUGAUACUCUACCUUCCUCUAGCUUAACGGAAAGAACUGUCGUUACAACUAGUGAACGACCUGAUGAUAAUAAUCAGGGAGCACAUACAAGGAGUGAUUAUACAAGACAGCAAAGCUACCCACCCAUUAGUAGCAGUGCUUCUGCAUCAAUAGCUGUCGACUGUGAGCACGAUUAUCUUAUGUUAAAUAAUCGGGAAACCGAAAACGAAUCUUCUAAUGUACGUAGAACACUGGAAACAUCAGAUGGUAGAGAAAUUGUUGAAGAGUGUGAACACAAUUUUUCUCCGUCACAAAACAUUGGAGACCAAAAUAUCUCUUCUAAUAAUAUGAGUGGCUCUAAAACUUCAAGCAUGUUUUUGGACACUGCCAUAAGUGAACGUAGGUCAAUCUUUCCGUCUCGACUGAGAAGCAAAGCACAGAAUUCGACCGCAGGGAUCGGCCCUCCUGUACUUGCCUCCCAGGGAAACACAACUGGUCUCCGCUAUGCGCCAUAUGGAGAUGAGAGUGCAAUACUCACAGAGAACACUGGUAUCAAAACCGACAAUCCUAGAAUAAAUACAGGCACUAAAACCAUGGAAGUAAAUAUGACCACAGACAGUACACAAGUAAAAAUGGUCCGCGAUAGUGCAGUGCGACAUGACGACAGUCACUUCCAGCAAACCAGUAGUGAUGUGAAUUCAGUCACCUCAGGGACUGUACACAAAGGUGAACCUGAUAAUCUAACGAGAGAAAAUAUUCAACCCACUGCUAACAAACAUGUUCACCGUCCUAUUCGUGCGAAAAAUGUCGUGUCUUCCAGGCCUGCUAACCAAAUUCAAUAUGGGUCAUCGUCCGAUCCUAGACGACGCCAACAGUUGGAAAAAGCACGUCCUGGAAAUACCUAUAGUGAAAGUAAGACGAAACCAUUUUCAAAAAGUACCGAUUAUCCUCGCGUGCGUCUAGCGUCGAAAAGAAAGAUGAUUGGACGCAGAACGCUCUCUACCUCUAAAGUAACAAGGGGAACUGGGGGUGAAGAAAUUGCAUCUGAUGAAAUAUCAGGUAAUGAUUUGGGAGUACACUCACAGACCCAACAAUCUGAUGAAGUAUCAGGUAAUGAUUUGAGAGUACACUCACAGACCCAACUAUCUGAUGAAAUAUCGGGUAAUGAUUUGAGAGUACACUCACAGACCAAACAAUCAGGACAAACAGGCUAUCCACUCAUUAAUAAUACAUCACCCACUGCAACAUCGGACAAUGGUGAAAAUGAAUUUCUUAUGCCAAAUGACCAGGAUGUUGGUACUGAAUAUUCUGACAACGAAAUGAUAUCUGAAGUACACGAUGCUUUUGAAAUAAUGGAAAACAACGAUCAAGUUUUGUCUCAGCUAAAUAAUGUCGAAGACGAAAGUGUGACAACUAACAAUAUGAGUGGAUCUAAAACAUCGAGCACGUUUUUAAAUACAGCCAUAAGUGAACGUAGGUCAAUCUUUCCGUCUCGGCUAAGGAGCAAAGCCCAGAUAUCAACAGCAGGGAUUGGUCCUCCUGUACUUGCCUCCCAGGGAAUCACAACUGGUCUCCGCUUUGAACAAAUAAUCUCCGAGUCGAAUACGCCAUAUGAACUAGUAUCUGAAUCAGCUAUGGAGGAUGGGAAUCCCAUGCCUGCGGAAAGCUCUGGUAUGGAAGUGGACGAUGCUUUGGAAAAUACUGACUUGGAAGGGUUUGAAGUAAACACGGCCACAGAGAACACCAAGGUAAUGAUAAAUGAUGGUAACGAAUUUCAUCGUGAUGGCACCACUCCCCAGCAAAUCAAGUGUGUUGCGAAUUCGGCGACUUUACAAACUUCACACCACGAGGAAGCAAAUUCACCUCGAGAGGGAAACGUUAGCCUCGACGAAAGCAAAGGUAUUCAGUUACCUGUGCCAAAGCCCAUAGAAAAACUUGUUCCGAGCCAAUUUCCUGUAAACAAGCACAAACUCCCCACCGUCAGCAGCCCACAGAGGGAGACUAUAGCCACACCAGUAAAAGCGCUCCCUCCAUCCAGAAUACGAACAUCCACUUCAAGUGUAGCAGAUGAUUCUGUGGACGGAAGGCAGACAGUUAAACCGAUUAUCCGAAAGCCUCCGAUGGAGUCUAUCCCAUCAGUUCCAAAGAAGAUAAAGAACUUCCGAUUCCGACAGAAAAUGGUGUUGACAGGAAGACUUCAUCACAAGAGCGAGGAGAACUUGAAAUUCUUUAAACAAAUUACAAAAACAACUAACGAUUUUUAUAAGGAGCACGCUAGGAAUACAUAAUAAAGCAGGUUUACAUUAAUAUUCUGUAUUGCUGUCUUUGGCAAUAGUUGUUUUGUCACUUUUUUCUCUGACUGAAAUAUUUAGAUUUUACCUGUGAAUCUUUUGUGAUGUUUCAAAGAACGAUCAACUGUAUGAUUUACAUGACACCAAUUUAAACUUAUAAUGGUAAAGUAAGCGGAAGGGAUCAAAGCUUCCAGUGUUUCCGUAGCUCCGUUUUCACAGAUGGCUACAAUCAAGUUCCCAGACAGAAGUACUUUACAAAAAGCAUGAUCCCUAAUUAAAAAGAAACCUCGCUCAGCUUAAAUGAAUAAAGUUUCAAGUUACUAAGUAUCUAGAGUACAGGACAUAUCGUGCCUCCUCAUCGGACUUGUAGUUAGAUAUGGUCCCUAAUUUUAUUUCAGUCACAAUAUUUACAAUACACGCACCUGGGUGGUAACUUUAUAGUUGAUAAAAGGUUAAUCGUCAUUUAGAAGCUUUUUGUUUGUUUUUUAUCCAGUACAGUUAAAUACAGUUAUACAGUUAAAAUCCUUCUAGGGUCGUCUUCUAUGUGUCGCCAACAUACAUUUCUUGAUAUAAAAAAGUGUGUUGUUGAACAAAAAAAAACUUGUUUGUCAUAAAGUGCUGUAAAUGCUGUAGAUUAAGUUGAUUUUAUAUUCACAACAUAUCACUGGAGUUGGUCACAAUAUAUUCCACCACAGGUAACUAUCACUGCCGUGUAUGUGUGAUUUGGUGGGGCCGUCGGUUAGAGUGCCAGUCGAGAAGAUCCGGAGAUGCGUGGUUCGACGCUCCUUUUCCGUGUCAAUUUGUGUUUAUUGGGAAACUGAGAAACGGGCUGGUCUAAUGCUGUCGUCGGUUGUGUCCCAAACACUUUACCCUUACUUGCGGUGGAUGACAUGCAAUGGGCCUCCCGUAUGUUGUUCAGUGGUGUAGUCACCAACUACUACAAGGGAGACCCUGUUUCAAAAUGGCCCUGGCUGUUCACGGGCUAAUAAGCAGUAGUUCAGUCAAUUUACCGAAAAAAAAACGCCCAUAACGGGACAUCAUUGCAGCAGAAUUUAGGUUUUGCUUUCUGGAAUCGCAAAAGGUGAAAUGAUAACAAGGAAAAGUCUAUCAAAAUCGACCUUUGGGGAAAUAUCUUUAAGCCUUUUAGGAGAUUAAGAAAAUAGGAGAAAAUAACUUGUUUAACCGUCUUUGAAGUAUAAUAUCUACCUCUUGUGACAUGAUGGAUAUGAUGAAAAUUUAGCAGUAUAGUAAAACCAACUAAAAUACAGCACACAGAUUUGCCAACAAAUUUCAACUGGGGCAUGGAAUUGAAAAAAAAAGAACUAUCAAUAUGGCUUAGAAAAUAGAUUUUAUUUUCUAAAUUGGUGUUAUUUUUUGUCAACAUUGAAUGAUAUACAUAUUUUUGCAGCAUGUAAUUUAAGAAACGGAAAUCAAAUGCUCAAGGCUUUUUAUAUUUAAAAUACUAAUGAAGGUAAGAUCAGUUUACAUAUGUGUUGCAGAUCUAAAAGUGAAAACGUCAUUAUAUGCAAUUUUGGCUGAAGA
Pecten maximus is the source of this 5435-nucleotide messenger RNA. RefSeq lists its product as uncharacterized. Lineage: Eukaryota; Metazoa; Mollusca; Bivalvia; Pectinida; Pectinidae. The transcript has 2 exons. The record is from RefSeq and is a predicted model, not a curated record. The coding region runs from base 123 to 3890 and encodes 1255 amino acids.